CAGGUGACCCUUGACACAUGUUGCGUCUGCACAUCUUCAUGGGGUAGAAAACAUCGUCUUGUGAUCCUCACGGGACAAAUUAAUUAACCAAUCGGGAACCGAUGCUGCGGUCCAGGUCGUACGAGGCCGUACCUGAGAGCGAGGAGGUCGGAAGUCCAGGUGGGAGAGGCAGACGGCGUCGGAAUUUCUACAGGUUUUGUCAGUGUAAGUUCUGCAUGACUGCCAUGGGGACCUCGUUAGUGUUGGUGUUUGUUGUGGUGUUUUCUGUGUACCUGGCCAAUGGAUACCCCAUCCACGCCUCAUGUACCAUCGACUGGGGUUUCAGUCAGAACUGCUCGUCUGUGAAUGCCAGUUUGGUUAAGAUGAUCAACACAUGGACAUCUAGUGACAACUGCAAGAACGGGGGAGAAAAGUGUCUGUACAAGUUUGUCAGUUCAUCUGACACUGAGCUGAAGGCGACCCACACCACUCCUGUACACAACUAUGUGGACGACCUGACCUUCACCUUCACCCCCGGCCAGGCACCCCCCACUGUCUGCAGGGUCAAGGCUCACUCUACGUCAGAGACUUGGUACGCUUACCUGGACUACAGCACCAACUACUGCAACCUGCGCAACCUGGCGGAGGGGGCGGGGCUGACCGAGACGCCCAACUUCACAGAAGUGACCAACGACAGUAUCUGUACACAGUACUCCUCUAGGAACUGUACUAAAUACUGAGAUACUUGGUUGACAAAUGUUUGUAACAACUUCCAUCAAGCACAACAUUAUGGUGUCAACCUAACAAAUUUUGCUUCACGUAAAUGCUGUAACACUUGUGUAGCAUUGAUGGGUUUUGCUUGAUGCAUUCCCCUUAAUGCUUAAUCCUUUUGAAUAGAAGGUUUCAUUACACUGAUCUUAUUCAGAGUUUGCUAAGUGGAUAAGAACAUACAUGUAUUUCAUGAUUUUCCUUGAUACAAAAUAAUGCUGGUCAAAAGUUAACUUAAAGUUUUGUACUGGAAAAGGCUUUAACUGUUAAGGCUAAUGUUCAUUGUUGUAUGAAUGAUACUCAAAUUGAUUUUAAAUUGAUUUGAUAUACAUUUAUUUUUAAGUACCUGCACAAGUGCUUUACUUUACUCUGCAUUUACUUUUCUCAUAUUAAGAUUUGAAGUUUGAAAAUAUCUAUGACCAGUUUUCAGUUCAAGGCUGUUUAUACUAGCUUGUCUGUCUGGUCUGGUCUAACUUAUGUAUUCCUUUGAAUAAAAGAAGUUGUGCA
Molecule: messenger RNA, 1254 nt
Organism: Branchiostoma belcheri (Belcher's lancelet)
Lineage: Eukaryota; Metazoa; Chordata; Leptocardii; Amphioxiformes; Branchiostomatidae
Exons: 5
Coding region: 102-719 (205 amino acids)
Source: RefSeq, a predicted model, not a curated record